GGACUAUCUACCAACAUUAAUAGUAACACUAGACUCCUACUCGUGGAGGUCCAUUGUGUGCCAAGGACUUUAUUAUCGGGCUAAACCUCCAAUAUGUCGGGUUAUCCUCAAGGCACGGGCUCCAUGGGCUACUGGAGAUCUCCAGCUUAUGUUGAGAAAGCUGCAGCUAACAUAGGACAAGAUCCUCAAGGCACGGGCUCCAUGGGCUACUGGAGAUCUCCAGCUUAUGUUGAGAAAGCUGCAGCUAACAUAGGACAAGCAGGAAUGAAGCGUGAUGCACCCAGAGGGGAAGCAGAGAGAAACAGCCAGGACGAGGACACGAGUGCCAACGACAACAGCGUCAGAUACGAGCAAGUCCAAGAUGAAGGAGUUUAUGAUAUGGGGAAAUAUGCAGAUGCUGAUAAUUCUUGGGUUAAGGAACUUUGCAAGAAACUGGCUGAAGAAUAUGGGGGUAAUUUCAUCAUUGUUAGGCCCCUGAAAGAUCAGCCAGGGAAGGUGGCCUACUUCUGUGAGCUGUGCUAUGCAGAAAUGAAUGCAAAGAAAUCGCUGGAUCUUCACUGCAGUGGUAUGAAACAUUUAAAGAAAAAGAACAUUUGGCUGCAGAAAUGGGGCGGUUACAACUACGACGGUCACGACGACAGUGAACAAACUUCCGAGCCUCACAGUCGACAUCCUCCAGCUCCAUAUAGGGAUUACAACAGAGAGAAUUAUGAUCGUGACCACUGGGGAUGGCGGGCAGAUCCUUAUGACAGAUACCAAAACCAGAAUGACUAUGAGCCACGUGAUCAAAGACCUCAUUACGAUCAAAGGCCUGAGUUUGAUCAAAGGCCUGAGUAUGGUCAAAGGCCUGAGUAUGAUCAAAGAGCUGAGUAUGAUCAAGAGCCUCAUUAUGAUCAUGGAGGUUGGGGUAAAGCAGAGAGGAUCCACAGUCCGCGUUAUCAAAGACGCCUGAGGGGCGAUGCAGACCCAUAUCCUCCCAAACCUUAUUGCCGACGCAGUUCUCCUGUUAAUCCACCACCAGCAAGACCUCAGAUCCCACCUGCUCCAUCUAUUUCUACCAAGGAAAGCCUCUCACAUGGAGCAACUGGUGUACUCAUCAAGAGGCUGGCUGACUGCUCUGUGAAGUGUAAAGCUGAUGCAGAACUGGCAAUGGACGUCAUCUCUCUGCUCUUCAAGUGUCUUAAGGACCACCAUGAGAAGAAAGGCUCUACCAGUGCUAAUCAUUUGUUGUCGGAAGCAGAGAAUAAGUUUAAUAUAAUGAAAGAGCUACAGAAGAAGCCACAGUCUGCUGAAGUCACCAUGCAGAUACAGAAGAAUGAACCAUGGGGAGAAGCCUAUAGUAAUAAAAUAAACCCCAACCCCCCAUCCGUGUACUCCGUCACACAGAACGUCAUCCCCUCAAUUAGUUCAGCAGGUUAUCGCCAAGGAGAAUCAGGGAAGGGUGAAGAAAUAAGAGAGUUAGUGGCUAUGAUGCGUAUGCAGCAAGCCACCCUUCCCAAGUUUAAAGGACAAGGUCGGGCGGAGUUUUGGACCUUUAUGCAUGCCCUACGUCAAUACAUGACAAAUGCGGCCGUGCCAGAGAAGUACAAGUACCAACUGCUCAUGGAUGCUUGUGAAGGAGAAGAGUUACAUCAAGCAAUCAUGGGAUGCGACUGUCUAGAGCCAGACCAAGCCUACAACAAGGCAAUCAAGAUCCUGGAGACAAGGUUUGGAGAUAAGUAUGCAUAUGCGGACCAGCUGGUGAAAAGGCUCAUAGAUGCUCGCUCAGUCGGGGCGUUCGACGACGAAGGGCUGCGAAAACUGGCAUCUCAACUAUGGGGUGCAGUAAGCCAUCUGGAGAAUCUGAACUUGAUGUCUGAACUUGAAACAAGGAAGACCUUCAGAACGCUGGUGGUUAAGCUUCCCCCCAAAUUGAGGGAACGCUGUGUGGAUGAUGUACGGAAUUAUCAGAAGUCGACAGGACACAGAACGGGGCUGGUGAAGUGGUUAGCGCUAUAUUUGGAGAAAGCGGUGACGAUGGAUGACAUGGCUCUGCUAUCAAGCGAGGACAGUCAAGAAGGAAGUAAGAAAAGACCAGAAGGAUCAUCGUCAAGCAAACGUGCCGUGGGCCUAGUGACUAUCAGUGAAGCGAAAGGCAAUGGAGGGGAAACAAGCUCUGGAAAAGGCUCGUGCCCACUGUGUUCCAGAGCACAUGGAUUAGCAGGGUGCGACGAAUUCCGGAGCAUGUCAGUGAGGGAGAGGUUAGAGACGGUAAAAGGAUUACGUUGCUGUUUCUUGUGUCUGAGAGUGAGCCACCUUGUUGGUCAGUGUUGGUCACGCUACAGGUGUGGCACUGAUGGGUGCAAAGAGAAGCAUUCUAGAAUGUUGCAUCAAGAACGAAGGGAGGCACUCACUGCAAGUAUGUCAAACACAAGCAAGGGUGGCGUGAAGCGAAAUUUUCAAGGUCUUGUGAAAAAGGAGUCAAUGGCAGGCACCUCUGAUGCUGGCAUGGCCCAGAAAGCCAACGACAGUUCGUACAUGGCCGGAAAAAUAGGCCAUGUCUAUGCUACAUGGACAAAGGACGGCUAUGAAAACCCAUACAGCUGCGAAAGCGACAUCUGACUAUCGACGAAAAAUGCCAAGAUUAUACUGCCCAUAGUGAGUGUGAAGAUUCGGGGAAAGGACUCACACCAACGAAAUCACAUCAGAACUUUAGCUCUCUUGGACUCAGGCAGCAACAGGUCAUAUUGCACCAAAGAUCUGGCACAGAAACUAAGGGUGAAAGGGACACCUACCCUGGUAACCAUGGGUACACUUGCCCAAGAGACGAUACUCGAGUCAGCGGAGGUAGAUCUAGAAGUGGUUGGCGCAGGCAUGAAACGAGGCAGAACCAUACUUAUCCCGAAAGUACUCGUUAUACAAAAUUUCCCCACAAUGCUGCAUAUACAAAAUUUCCCCACAAUGCUGCACAACUAAGUAGCGAACACAAGUGAUAUCUCAAGGUGGGCCCAUCUGCGAGGUGUGGAAUUACCAGAAUUGCAGAGCAAGCAGCAUAGAAAUUCUGAUAGGACAAGAUGUGCCACAGGCCCUGGUACCCUUGGAGGUCAGAGCAAGAAGGGAUGGAAUGCCAUUCGCCAUACAAACGCGACUGGGUUGGACAGUGAAUGGACCGGUGGGGCACCAAGAUGCACAAGGAGUUUGCAUGUUAGGAUGCCUGAUGACCGAAACUGUCGUGAGUCCUGAAACCCGUCUGGAAAGACAAGUUAAGCUUUUUUGGGAGCUGGAAAGUGGGGACACAGGAGCCUUGCAGUCAGCAGCUCAUUCACUUGUGGACAAAAGAGUGUUGAGGCUAUGGUCAGAGACAGGCAUCAAAACUAAUGGGCAUUACCAAUUUCCCAUACCGUUCCGUAAUGAGAACCCGGAACUCCCAAACAACAAGGCCAUGGCGGAGCGUCGACUAGAUGGGCUUCGAAGGAGACUAUCCAAGGACGCACGGCUGCGACAAGGAUACAUAGAGGAAAUAAAUAAACUGCUGCUGAAGGAUAUGCUGAAUCAGUGCCUAAGUUCCAGUUGGAGUCAGAUACUGGACUGGUCUGGUACAGUAUCUGCCUCAUCACCCGGUGUUGAACCCAAAUAAGCCAAAC
Messenger RNA from Homarus americanus (American lobster), 3623 nucleotides. RefSeq lists its product as uncharacterized. The record is from RefSeq and is a predicted model, not a curated record. The transcript has 14 exons. Lineage: Eukaryota; Metazoa; Arthropoda; Malacostraca; Decapoda; Nephropidae. The coding region runs from base 94 to 2601 and encodes 835 amino acids.